UUCUCGCCGACCUUCCAACUGACGCCGAAGCUGCGCCAUCGCAAUCAAUGCUCCCACCAAAGCCAAAGAGAGUUAAGAAGGCUCAGCCCAAGGCCAAGGCUACAGAUGCCGAAGCUGAGGAUGCUUUGCCUAUUUCGAAGCUGGCAGAAAGCAGAAAAUCAACCUCUGCUUCCACCAAGAGGUCAGCUGAGGGCCAACCCUCAGGGUCUACACAAUCAAAGAGGCCAAGGUCAUCGUCUGCGACGACCUCGGCGUCAAAGAAGCCCGAUGUUCCAUGGGCUCCUGAACUAACUCUGGAGGAUAGGCCUAUCAUGGCCAGUGAAAGUGCCGACGAUAUUAACGUUGGUGUCGCCCUCAGCACUGCUCUUCUGCUUCCAAAUGAUUUGGAGCGAAAUGCUAAGCUUAGUGAGUAUGAGAAUUAUGCUCUCAUGCUCCAACAUUCUGUUCAGGCUAUCCAACACGCCCAUUCAUUUUCAAUGCAAUCCUUUGAAAAUCGUCAAAGAUUGGUUGAUAUGAAGAGGGAGGCGUCCUCUCUGAAGAGGGAGAUAAAGUCUCUUGAAUCAAAAAUGAAAAAACUGGAGGAUCAGGCCGAGGCUGCCACUAAAGCCCAAACUUUAGCUCUUGAGAAGGCCGAAUCCGCUGAGGCCGUUAAAAAAGUUGCUGAAGCUGAGAAAAGAGAGGCCGAGGCUAAGAGGGCCCAAGCGGAGAAAGAACUCUAGCAAGCUCUGGCCACCAAGGAGGCCGAAGUCAAAGAGGCCGAUGAAAAGGCCUAUGCCCAAGGUAUGGCCGAC
Messenger RNA from Camellia sinensis, 791 nucleotides. The record is from RefSeq and is a predicted model, not a curated record. NCBI's taxonomy places the organism in Eukaryota, Viridiplantae, Streptophyta, Magnoliopsida, Ericales, Theaceae.